Molecule: messenger RNA, 3577 nt
Organism: Hylaeus volcanicus
Lineage: Eukaryota; Metazoa; Arthropoda; Insecta; Hymenoptera; Colletidae
Gene: Sas-6
Product: spindle assembly abnormal protein 6 homolog
Exons: 3
Coding region: 244-2259 (671 amino acids)
Biological process (GO): centriole replication
Cellular component (GO): centrosome; centriole
Source: RefSeq, a predicted model, not a curated record
UCCAGAUGUAUGCAUAGAGUACGCUUAAAAACUACUCUGUGUCGGGAUUCUGAAAAACGUCCGAGUUUCGCCUCUGUAAAAGUACUCCGUGAUGAAGGUUACAGAAUUUGAAAGUUUUGAUGUAUAUUUUUUUUAGUUUAUGAAAGUUCGACAAAUGAGACGAAAAUCGAAAUAUUAUCUUCGUUAUUUAAAGUAACGGAUAGUCAGGGACUAACAGAUGAUCGCGAAACGUGCAGUCGAAGGAUGAAUUAUUUGAACAAUUCGAUAAGCGGUGGAGUUACGGGUGAUUCUAGCCUCCAAUUGAGUAACGUUGAAGUGUUGUACUCUAAGGUCCAAAGAGUUUAUAUUAAACCACAACAUAAAGAAGAACGUCAGCGUGAGCUUAGAGUUAACGUAGAAGUUCAUGCUGGUCUCAGUCCUGUUUGCCGUAAGAGUUUGUGUGUUUUGUUAGCAGAUGAUGAUGAUCCCUGUUUUCUUUACUCGUUAUUUAUCUCAGAAGAGGAUUUUAAGGUUUUAAAGUCCCAACAGGGGCUCUUGGUAGAUUUUGAUAAUUUUGCGACUCAGUUGAUAUGCUUGUUGGAACAAUGUCAGAUAUCGCCAGGAAAUUUAUCGAAAACACUGCAAAAAUUCUUAUUGUUAUUGGCAGAAGAAGGUGGAGAAUGGAUAUUCAAAUUGGUUGAAACGAAUAAUUUCAAACAUUUGUGUCAUUUAAGUUUAAAUAUUUCACCUGCAAGUGAUUCUAACUUGAAAACUCACAUGGCUAUGAAGAUUAAACAAUUAAAAGAAACUAUUCUGCAGCAGAAUAGAGAUGCUGUUACACUUGAAACGAGAUUAAACGAUUUGUCAAAUAAAUUAGAAAUAAAAACAAGAGAAUUAGAACAAUUGGAUCAUAAAUACAUGACUGAAAAAAAUCAAAUACAAAUGACUACAUCUGAGCAAAUGAGCCUGGAGAAAGACAGAUUUGCUAAAGCUCAAUUGGAAUGGCAAUAUCAGAGUGAAAAAGAAAAAGCAGAGGUAGAACGAAGACAUACGGAAAUUAUAAAACAACUUCACACGGAACUUGCAGAGUUGCGUACGCAAAAUUUAACAUACAAAGACAAGAUAUCCCUUCUCGAAGCAACGAGUAUAGAACAAAUUAAGCAGAUACAAAACGUUGAAAAAGAACUAAACAUAGCUCAGAGAGAUUUAAAUUUACUGAAAAAACAAAAUUCCAAACUAGAUACGGAUUACCAUGAAAAAGAAAAAACUGUGAAUAGUUUAAAAACGAAAGUAGCCGUACUCGAACAAGAAUUAAAAGAUAAAGGUAUUCUUACAAGUAAACAUACGGAGAUGUUGAAGACAGCAAAGGAACAAAAACAACAUCUGGAAGAUCUUUUAACAGAGAAAGAAGGCCAGUUACAACGUAAACAAAAUUCUUUACGAAAUUUAAGCGACGAACUAGUCAAAGCAAACGAGAUAUUGACUAAAUUGCAAAAUGAACUUGCUUCGACUAAAUCUAAAUUAAAACUACGGACUAGCAUAGCGCUAGAGCAAGAACGGUUGUUGGAUACUAAACAAAAGGAGGUUGGUCAAUUAGAAAGCAAAAUGGAAAGUUUAAUUAAAGAAGCAAAAGAUGCCAAGAUGGAGGUUGAACAUUUGAGAGAACAACUCAAAAUUCAACAAAAUCAAUUGGAAGAAAAGGAAAGAACAAUAAAAAAUAAUGACAAUGUAAUUAGUUGGUUAAAUCGACGAUUAGCGGACAACCAGUCUCCGUUACAAAGUGCUACGAUAGCAGCGCCAAUUACUGUACCUUCUUCGGUUCAAUUGACAUUGCCUAGAACAAAUAAAUUAAUGACCAAUAAAUUUGAAACACGUACGCCCGCUCCCAGUAUAGCGCAGUCGAAUACAUUAUCUGGAUUGCCAAUGAGGAAUCCAAUUGUGCAAAAUCCAAAUAUAAAUCAGACUACGCGCAUGACAGCGCGAUCGAUGGGAGUUGGCAUCACCGAUAGUACAAUAGGGAUAACAACGUUCAAUAAAACUGGUCAAAUUUCGAGUACUAGUACACCUAUGGAACGUAUCAAUUCUUUAAACAAGUUACCAGGAAAUGUUGCGGGAUCUUCGUCGAUGCCAGCUGUCAUAGAAGACAACAAUUCGUCUGUACCGUCAAAUGGUACGAAAGGAAAAAGUACAAGUGUUACGCAUCAGGGCGGAUUAAGAAGGGCAGGUUUAUCCGACAAACCAAUUUUACCGUCGGCAUAUUUUCCAAAAACUUUACAUUGAUCGGAAACCCAAACAGGAUUGCCAGUAUAAAGACAAAGUAGUAGUAUACACACGUCAAAGAUGUAGUAUUGCCAUGGAAAAGAAACGUUACAGACUGAAAUAAAAUGUAAGAUGAACUGGCAAUAUUUCAAAUUUGAUGUUAAAUGACAGUACAAAAUAGUUACUCGAAUAAUAAGUAUUAUCGAAAGAUAUUUUAGGUAACAAGUUUGAAGAUAACGUUUUGAUAAGUUUAUACGCACGUAUCGUAAAAAAGUUGUACAGAUACUUAUUUUCUUACAUUUCGAUAAGAAUGUUCUAAACGUACAUAAAAGUAUUUUUAUUACAAUAAUUGAAUUCUGUAACGGUGAAAAUAUUUGGCUAACUGCUCAUUUACAACAGGAAUUUCAAAAUUCUGCAUACAUAACGUGUACCUGUAUUCAUAAUAUUAACACUUCUAAAAUAGUCAUGCAAUUUGAAAGCAAUAUACGUAUGUCGCAUAUAUUAUUACAAGAAAUUAAACAAAAUAUACAUUAAUUACACAUGUACAGCAUUUUUUGUACAAUGCUGGAUCAAUGUCAAAGAUGCUUUUUCAUCACUCUAAACUUUAAUAAUGAUUGUUUCAUUAUUGUGUAUUGUAUGUAUAAAAAUUUGUAUGUUUAACAUGUCAUGUAAUGAUUCGAUUACUGUUUCGACUUCUUUUGAAAUUAAGAUAUCUUAUUAUCUAUGAUAUGCGAUCAUAUGUUAUAAAAUCAUAACCUUAUUUUGUGAAUAGGUACCUGGAAAAAUGUUAAUUGUAGAUUCCGAAGAUUAUGUAAAUAUUGUUCGUUAUGAAUUUUUUAAAGCAUAAAGUUUCAAACUUUAACAUAACGAACAAAAGUAUUGAAUAGUUAUAAUUAUGAAAAUCAAUGUGCCUUGUAAUACGAAUUAGACUAGAAAAAUUCAUACCAUUUCAUUUAAAAUUUACACUUAAUAACAUUCACAUAAUAAUGUUUUAGAAUGUCUACAUAUUUUUUAUAUAUGAAAUAUACUUGAACACCUUAAUUAUGAACAAAUCAAUAUAAGUAUUACGCAACUUAAUUUAUAAUUAUUUAUAAAAAAAAUGGUAGUACAAAUGAAAUUAACGAGAAAAUUUAAAAAUGAUGUGAUGUUGAUAAAUGUAAAUGUGUUACGGGCAUGUAAGAUUGAUAAGCCAGAACAACCAAGAAUCUCUUUUUCUUGUUCCAAGUUCUAUUUUGCUCACACAAUUGAUUUAUACAAAUUUUGAUUAUUCUAGAUAUUUGUUUAAAAAUGUGAAUUAUUUCUAGUUUAUAAGGUAUUCGAUAACGUUGAUAUAUCUCAU